AUCAGCCGCUUGCCGCCACCAAGCUCCGCCGCCUGCGACUCUCUUUCCUCUGGAAUUAUCCUUCCUCCGCCGUUACUUAACUUUCGCCUGCUUGCCGUCUGUUCUCAUAACUCAGAAACAACAUUUGAAGGUUCUCAAUAGGUACCGCCCUCUGUAACGAAGUGGCACUGGGUGCACUAGUUGAAAGAUGGCUAGAUGGGAUCAAAUUCUUUCUCUUCCUGUUCAGAACCCCCCGACUUUGGAGUUUUCUUCUGCUGAACUUGUGUGGUCUAAGGUAGAAGGUUGGCGCGAUAACAUAGACAGAGUUGCUCUCAUUCCGUUUGCUAGAGUAGAUGACUUUGUUAGAGGGGAAUCUGCUAAUAAAGAAUGUCCAACAAGAUUCCAUGUUGAAGCUCGGAGACGUCGGCCUGCAGAGAUAACUUACAAGCCUAAAGUUGAUGGCAUCCUUGAAUAUAUUCUGUACUGGUGCUCCUUUGGUCCUGAUGAUCAUAGAAAGGGUGGAAUCGUGCGACCAAGUAGAACGACGUACGUCCCUAAGAAAAAACCUGCUGGUCGACCUAAUACAAAGAGGGGGUGCACAUGCCAUUUUAUUGUCAAACGCUUAAUUGCUGAACCAUCUGUAGCACUUAUCAUAUAUAACCAAGAUAAGCACAUAGAUAAGAACGGAUUACCAUGCCAUGGCCCACAGGACAAAAAGGCUGCUGGAACACGUGCCAUGUAUGCUCCAUACAUCUCAGAGGAUCUUCGCCUCCGUGUUUUGUCUCUGCUCUAUGUUGGAGUGUCUGUGGAAACAAUCAUGCAGAGGCACAAUGAAUCAGUGGAGAGACAAGGAGGUCCAUGCAACCGAGAUGACCUUUUAACUCACAGGUAUGUUCGGAGACAAGAGAGGAGCAUAAGGCGCUCUACUUAUGAACUUGACUCCGAUGAUGCAGUCAGCAUUAGCAUGUGGGUUGAAAGUCACCAGAAUCAUGUGUUCUUUUAUGAGAAUUUCUCUGAUUCCGAUCCGUUUGUCUUGGGCAUUCAAACAGAAUGGCAGUUGCAACAGCUGAUUCGGUUUGGAAACCAUGGCCUUCUAGCCUCUGAUUCAAAGUUUGGAACUAAUAAACUAAAGUAUCCUAUUCACAGUCUUGUUGUGUUCAACUCAGACAACAAGGCUAUACCGGUGGCAUGGAUAAUAGCACCUAGAUUUUCAAGUGGAGAUACACUUAGGUGGAUGAGGGCCCUAUAUAACAGAGUUCAUAUGAAAGAUCCUAAGUGGAAGUUGGCUGGAUUCAUUGUGGAUGAUCCUUCAGCUGAUGUCCCUGCAAUCAGGGAAGUGUUUCAGUGCUCUGUAUUGAUAUGCUUUUGGCGGGUUCGUCAUGCAUGGCAUAAGAACUUGAUUAAGAAAUGCUCAGAAAUGGAGACCUGUGCUGCAAUUGCAAAGUGGCUAGGCCAGGCUGUGCAUCACAUCUGCAAAGGGGAUGGAACUGCUGUUUUGUUUGAAGAAUUUAUGGAAGAUUUCGUGGAUGCUGCAGACUUUAUGGACUAUUUCAAGGCCACAUGGUACCCAAGACUAGGGCUCUGGACUAGUGCAUUGAGAACUCUUCCUCUUGCCAGCCAGGAGACAUGCUCGGCGAUGGAGUACUAUCACAACCAAUUGAAGCUUAGGUUAUUGAAUGAGAAGGAAUUAAGUGUAUAUGAACGUGCUGAUUGGCUUGUAGAUAAGCUAGAUACCACAGUGCAUUCUUACUUCUGGCUUGAUGAGUACUCAGGGAAGGAUGAGUUUGCACGUUACUGGAAGAAUGAAUGGAUGAGUGGCUUAACAGCUUGGCAGAAAUCUUUGCAGAUUCCAGAUUCUGAUGUGUUAGUUGAGGGUGACUAUUCAAACGUAGUUGAUCAGGAAGAUCGGCAUCAACUGCAUGUUGUUCGGAGUCCAGCUUCAGAGUAUGCAAUUUGUGAUUGUAAUUGGGCAAAAAUGGGAAACUUAUGUGAACAUACUCUCAAAAGCAUUAAAUAUCUCCGUGACAAAGGGUCUAUUACUCCAUCCACCAGUAUGUUCCAAUAUAUGCAGGCUCUGGUCGAUAUGUUACGGUGCCCACCUUAUGAUUCUUUGAUUCGUGAUCAUGCACUUUCUCUAGCAGUCUGGGUGCAGACGCAGUUGGAUGCUCAACUUGGUCCUGGAAGUGGCCAGUUCAUGCGACAAGGACUUCAGCUGACUGCUGCCACACCUGGUCACUACACAGAAGUGGUGAAUGCGAGCAAUAGAACAGACACAUUACCCUAUGUGGUAGGUGGUCUGACUGAGCUCCAGCAUUCGAGUUCUGCCGCUGAUAAUUUGAGUGGUGGCCAGAUUGACCAGGACGGCACUUGUGCAGACAGAGUACCUGCUGUGGAAAAUUCUCCUGUUGAGAUGGAAACCAGCCCAUUAUCCAUCUCCGCUUGUGCGACUCAAUUGUUUUCCCUUGAUGGGGUCACAUCAGCUGAUGUGUUUGCUGAGAAUGGAGGUGUCAUGGUUGGUGAGGAGCUGGAUACGACGAAGAAUCUUCCUUCUACAGACACAUCAUUUGCAAAUUCAAACGGUUUUGAAGAUGAUGUCUUGAACAAAGCUGACUGUGCAACUAUGGUGGAUGAGCAACCACAGCCUCUCUAUGUAGCUCCAGCUGAGAAGUCUCUAGAUCAAUGCUUGAGGAACCAGCAGAAUGACCUAUGCUGCAACUCUAUAGAGCCAGAAAUUAGUCCUAGAUUACAGAAUGUUGACAACAGAAUCGAUAAUGCAAUUUCAUCCACAACCAAGCCAGUAGAAUCCUCUCUGGUCAAUAUGGUUGAAGCCUCUGAAGUUGAAAAGCACAUGAGGAUAGAUUCCAUUGAUGAAAAUGCUGGUAUAACGAGUGUCCUAACCGCUUAAAGACAGAUGUCAAAUGUUGGUCCUGGGGCUCUGCGUGCUCCUGCCCACCCCACCACCAGCAACCCCAACGUCAAAGUUGGUUGAUCAAGAGUUGGUUGAAUAACUUAAAACCUCCGAAGGAAUUGAAUAAAAUGGGAAGAACACAUUUUGACGAAUAAUGAUGUAAGCAAGAACAAUGGCCUGAAUUUUGCCACCGGAGUCCACCUAUUAGAAGGUAUAACUGCUGAGCUGGUUUAUCUUCUCAAGAACAGUAGGGCAGCUGACAAUGUGACAGAUUUGUGUCCACAUUCUGCUAGGGGAGACUCUCCACCAUUGUAGCAACCUCUUGUGUAGCUUGGAACCAAUUGAACAUCUUCUGAUUACGACCCUUGCUUUCUUAGAUCACAAUAGCUUGAUCUGUAGAUUGAGAUAUGGCGGAUGAAGUGAAAAGGGGCAUAUAACUUCCAAAAGUGACAAGGAUAUUACAAAAUGUUCUUUUGGGGCAGGCUACGCAUGACUUGCUUAUAGGAUAUUUAUGAAUAUGUAGUGCUUCCUACUGUUCAUGGUUCCUAGAUACUUGGGGCAACUCCCAGUGUUCUUCACUCCUCUGUAUAUCCAUAUGAAAGCAACUAACUCUCAGAAUUUAUUUUGUAUCUUGAGUUUCACUGUAUAUUCGCAUGCAUCUUAUCUCAUAAGUUGCACUUAAGCUCUGUACAUUGCCUCAAACACCUCUAUUCUUGGGUCUGGUCCUAAAAUCAAUGAAAAGAAUGUGCAUUAUUGUUGUUUCGCUUUGAUA
Molecule: messenger RNA, 3659 nt
Organism: Nicotiana tabacum (common tobacco)
Lineage: Eukaryota; Viridiplantae; Streptophyta; Magnoliopsida; Solanales; Solanaceae
Source: RefSeq, a predicted model, not a curated record